GUCUCGAAAUCGAUCUAUCGAAAGAGGCUGAGAGGGGACGACGACCGGUGGACUCUGCAGCACCGCCGCUCCUCGGGAACAAUCGGAAUUUUACAACGACUUGAGUGAAAUCCAAAACAUCACCCGCGUACAGACAAAACCUAUAUCGGAUUGGAUUUAGAGUGUGGGGAGAAGAGCAAAGUUCUUCCGAAAAUGGAGUGACGACGCCGUCGUUUGAUUCUUGUAGAUCCGCCACACACAGGUUUGCACGUUUAUAUAUUAUUAGCCCUGAUGGAAGCAGACAACGGAGGGAACAAUUCGAGUCAUGCUUCCAAACAACGUUUGCGUUGGACCCAUGAGCUACACGAACGCUUCGUUGAUUCCGUUGCUCAACUUGGUGGCCCUGAUAGAGCCACACCUAAAGGCGUUCUUAGAGUGAUGGGUGUUCAAGGGUUAACUAUUUAUCAUGUCAAGAGUCACUUACAGAAAUAUCGACUUGCAAAGUAUCUGCCAGAUUCGUCCUCUGAAGGGAAGAAAACUGAUAAGAAAGAAUCUGGGGAUGUGCUCUCUGGGUUGGACGGUUCAUCUGGAAUGCAGAUAACUGAAGCCCUUAAGCUGCAGAUGGAAGUUCAGAAACGAUUGCACGAGCAACUAGAGGUGCAAAGACAGCUCCAACUACGGAUAGAAGCACAAGGGAAGUACUUGAAGAAGAUAAUUGAAGAGCAACAACGACUCAGUGGAGCUCUUGGCGAGCCCUCCUCAGGCCCAGUAACAGGUGAAUCAGAUCCUGCCACACCUGCCCCAACAUCUGAGUCUCCCCUACAAGAUAAAUCUGGCAAGGAGUGUGGACCAGACAAAAGCCUUUCAGUUGACGAAUCUCUUUCAUCUUACCGGGAGCCAUUGACACCAGACUCAGGGUGUAACCUUGGGUCUCAAGACGAGAGCGCAGGAGAAGAGAGAUCAUCAAAGAGGCCUAGAUUGGUGAGAGGAGGUGCAGCUGGUUAUACACAGGAGAUGGUAGUGGCGCACCCAAUACUAGAAUCAGGCUUGAACGCUUCUUACCAUCAGUCAGACCAUGCUCUCGGCUUUGACCGUCCCUCUACAUCACUGCUUGGGGCUGAAAAUGGAUUGGACAAGGUUUCAGGAGACGAUCUAUGAGUUGUGUGUAUCAGGUGGCAUCUGUAGUUGAGUGUAUCACAUGUAGUUUUGUUUGUCUAUGCUUAUUCCUAAUAGUUAGGAGUUUCCUCUUAGUGAGGUGAUCACAACUCUCUUAAUUAUAGACACUGCCACUAGCAUGAACAAUGAAUAUAUGUCGUUUUGUACUGUAAUUUGGUAAAAAUACAAAACAAAUGUACUUUCUUAUACCCAACACAGUGAAGAUUCUUGUGAAGCUA
Raphanus sativus (radish) is the source of this 1373-nucleotide messenger RNA. Its product is annotated as myb family transcription factor PHL7. The transcript is spliced from 7 exons. Gene Ontology annotation, molecular function: DNA-binding transcription factor activity; DNA binding. The record is from RefSeq and is a predicted model, not a curated record. Lineage: Eukaryota; Viridiplantae; Streptophyta; Magnoliopsida; Brassicales; Brassicaceae. The coding region runs from base 271 to 1137 and encodes 288 amino acids.